GCUUCUCAAAAUAUGAAAACUAUUACCGCAUAAUUCGAAUCGAACCAGACGACGAACACGAACAGGCGAUCAAAAUCAAAAUUCCUUUCGCUCUCUCUAAAUUCUUCCUCUUACGGAGCUUCCUCCAAGUAUUCCUCCUUCUUCAAUUGGAUUCAGAACCGUAGCGGAGGAACAGUGCCAGACAGUCUUUAGAAGUUGGCAUAUUUUGGACCCAAGAAUGUCUAGUGGAUCUAUGAGAAGAGUCUCACGCCAAGAUAUUCAAUUGGUGCAAAAUCUUAUAGAACGAUGCCUUCAGCUGUACAUGAACCAAAAGGAAGUUGUGGAAACACUACUAAACCAAGCAAAAAUUGAACCGGGUUUUACAGAACUUGUUUGGCAAAAACUUGAAGAAGAGAAUCGUGAAUUCUUCAGGGAGUAUUAUCUGAGAUUAACGGUGAAGCAUCAGAUAGUUGAAUUCAACAGGUUGCUAGAGCAACAAGUUCGGAUGAUGCAAAUACAGGAAACUGGAGUUACUCCCCUGCCUAUCUCCAAUGGAUCGCUUGUCCAACAAAUGCACCAGAAUCCAACAUAUACGGUAUCUUCGUUGAAGCAAAAUAAUGUGCAGCAUCCUUUUGGCAACAGCAUGCCCAAUCCAUUUCCCAAUGGUGCUGUGUCUUUGCACUCGAGAAUGCAUACGACAGUUGACAUGUCUGCUCAUGCAAGUAGGAUUGAAGCACCAUCAUCCAUACUUCCAACCCAAAGCUCAAAUGUAGAGUUGAAUGGUAGGACAAUAAAAUCAGAAUCUGGAUAUUCAGGCAGUUCCUCUUACAUGUAUGGGGGUGCCGAUGGCAAUGUGGUGGAAGCACGCCAAACAAUAGGAGAUGUAUCGGUGGCACCUUUCUCUGGCAUGGAGUCCAAUGCACAACCCUUGAAUGAACCACUCCUCGAACCAGACACCUCCUCGUUUGGAUUUCUCGGUCAGAUUCCUAGGAACUUCAGCCUAUCGGAUCUAACAGCUGACUUUUCCCAGAGUUCAGAUAUACUGGAGAGUUAUGCUAGAUCUCCUUUUCUCGCUACAGAAACUGAGAACUUUAUGGAUAUUCGUGCAAGAGAACACCAAGGAGACAAUAAAAGGUCGUUGGAUACCAUAUCAGAAGGCUUGAGUUAUGAGGACUUUGGUAGUGACUCAUGAGAAAUGAGUACUCGGUUUAGUAAGUUUAAGGUCUUUAUUUUCUUUUGGAAGAAUAAUGUUUGGGAUUUUCAAACUGGGAAUGCAUCAGAUUUGAUUUAAAAAGAAAGCAGAAAGGAAAAAGCCUUUGUGGUUAAAACAUGAUUGAGAUUGAUUAUACUGACAUCAGUAUGUAGUGGAGUAAGAUUGGAUCAACUUUAGAAAUGUAUGUAACAGUCAUCGUUCAGUUUCUCAUAGAAUCAUUUUGGUCUCAAUUAAUUUUAUCUUUUUAUAGAAUUGUAGUUUGUUUGUCUCUUUUUUUUUUUGAGUCUAAAGUAAAUGUAACAAUUUUUAGAUGACAAUUGUAUCUAAGUUAUUAGACAUGUUCAUGUUGUCGUUUGUUUUCAAUUAGUUUACAAUUGGGAAUCAGGCAAAUAGUUUGGUUGGUGCCUUUUUUUUUUUU
Messenger RNA from Momordica charantia (bitter melon), 1610 nucleotides. RefSeq lists its product as uncharacterized. The record is from RefSeq and is a predicted model, not a curated record. Lineage: Eukaryota; Viridiplantae; Streptophyta; Magnoliopsida; Cucurbitales; Cucurbitaceae.